GAUGAGCUGUGGCUUGCUGCAUUCAGUCCGUGGUUGACAUUAGACGUUAAUGGUUCAUCGGUUGUUGAGUAGGUGUUUGUUCGGAGGCGUAGGUGGAUUUUGUUUAGUGUCGGUGUGAUCCGUGGAAGAUUUCGGAAGUUGUGAUUAGUGUCGGCCACAAUUUGGAGGAUUUUUGAACUGUAUUCGACUGUUGAGUGAUAAUUGUGCAGAAUAUUUUGAAAAAGAAGAAGUCGAGCAAAGGCUCACUAUCAGUGUUUAGUGAUUAUCGAAAGCGUAGAACAAGGAUACCUCAGGCGGCGCCACAUGAAAGACAUGAUGUCCAGUGCGAUUCCAAACGAUCAUAUCCUGCGGCCUCCGCAGGAAAGUGCAAUCUCGAAACCGCGUGCCGUUUAUAGUAUCGAUCAAAUCUUGGGAAACCACCACCACCUGCGGAAUACGAGUAACAGCAACAACAACCACAGCAGUAGUAUCAUUCAUAAUAACAACAAUAUCAACACCAAUAAUAAUAACAACAACAACGAUCAGGAUGGUUCUUUGAAGCGGGAGGAUUCACCGGUGGAACCGCACGAAAAUGGAGUCGAUGUGGAUAACGACGACGAACUGCCCAUUAUGGGAGAUCUGGAUGGGAUGGAUGGUGACCCGAACGACAUGAAUCGGCCGAGGAAAAUUCGACGCAGAUCUCGGACCACGUUUACCACCUUCCAGUUGCAUCAGUUGGAGCGAGCCUUCGAAAAGACGCAAUAUCCGGAUGUGUUUACCCGAGAGGAGCUUGCCAUGCGGUUGGAUCUGAGUGAAGCGAGAGUUCAGGUAUGGUUCCAGAACCGUCGUGCGAAGUGGCGCAAACGAGAAAAAGCCAUGGGUAGAGAUACAUCUGCUUUUCUACACCACGACCAAGGAAUGCCUGAAUUCCCGCUGGGUCUUCCCUUGCCGCACCAGCUGGCUCAUCCAAGUCUUCCACCGGCUGAGUUUUGGUCGGCCAACUUUGGACUGCAUCCAACGCUCAUUCCAGGCUCCGGACAUCCGUUGAUCCACCCCAACAUGGUACCGAGCUACAAGAUCCCGCAUUUUCACUCGUUUCUCUCCCAGUACAUGGGACUUAACACGUUGCUUGGUGCAGCGGCAUACCCACAGAACCUCAGCAUCAAUACCCGACUUAGUCCACCGGCUAGUCCAAAGGAGAGUCCCAACGAGACAGUGACUGGUGGCGCUGGAGUUAGCAAUACGAGUAGCAGUAGCAGCAGUAGUAGUAGCUCAAGCAGUGCUAGCAGUAAUCUCAGUGUUGGCAGCAACAGCGUUAACACUAGCAAAGAAAGUGUAGCGGAGAAAUAAUCGAACGGGUUGUUAGGUAGUGAAAGAGCUCUCACGAGAUGCAAUAUUUAUUGUUAAUUUAUCGAAACGGAUCUGAAGCAGCGGAAGGAGGUCACAAAGCUGGGGAAUAUCGGGUCGGACA
Molecule: messenger RNA, 1450 nt
Organism: Aedes aegypti (yellow fever mosquito)
Lineage: Eukaryota; Metazoa; Arthropoda; Insecta; Diptera; Culicidae
Gene: hbn
Product: retinal homeobox protein Rax
Exons: 5
Coding region: 304-1329 (341 amino acids)
Biological process (GO): regulation of transcription by RNA polymerase II
Molecular function (GO): RNA polymerase II transcription regulatory region sequence-specific DNA binding; DNA-binding transcription factor activity, RNA polymerase II-specific
Source: RefSeq, a predicted model, not a curated record